Molecule: messenger RNA, 2011 nt
Organism: Cololabis saira (Pacific saury)
Lineage: Eukaryota; Metazoa; Chordata; Actinopteri; Beloniformes; Belonidae
Gene: pold2
Product: polymerase (DNA directed), delta 2, regulatory subunit
Exons: 11
Coding region: 128-1543 (471 amino acids)
Biological process (GO): DNA strand elongation involved in DNA replication; DNA replication
Cellular component (GO): delta DNA polymerase complex
Molecular function (GO): DNA binding
Source: RefSeq, a predicted model, not a curated record
UCACAGAGCUGUUUCGCGGGAACAGUUCGGAAAAAAAGCUCCGACGUCUGCGAGUAGAAACAUAUUUAAUACACGAUUUUAGACGUCAGAAACGCGAAACCAACCUCCUUUCACAUAAGGACUGGACAUGUUCUCCGAGCUGAGCGCCCAGAAGGAGGGCUCCUCUCUGCUCCGGGGGCCGGACUCGGAGGACGCAGGGCCGGUGUUUGAGAGGGCGUCCCCGGCCUACAGCCCCCGGACCGAGCGGUACGGGCUGGGGGACCGGAGCUUCAGCCGGCAGUACGCUCACAUCUACGCGGCCAGACUGAUGCACAUGAGGCCGCUGCUGGCGGACAGAGCCCGGAACAAGUGGGGAUCAAAUGCACCAGUCAAGAAGCUGUGUGACCUGGAGACAGGGGAGCAGUGUUGCAUUGUGGGGACUCUGUUCAAGCGUAUGGAAUUGCAACCAUCGAUCCUGAAAGAAAUUAGUGAAGAGCACAAUCUCCUGCCUCAGCCUGCACGAACUAAAUUCAUCAGUGAGACAGAUGAGCUGAUUUUAGAGGAUGAACUCCAGAGGAUCAAACUGGAGGGAAAAAUCGAUAAGGACAAGUGUGUUACUGGCAGUGUUAUUGCAAUAUAUGGAGCUGAGAAGAAUGAUGGCAAGUUCACGGUUGAGGACUUUUGCACAGCUGAUCUCCCUUUACAGACAUCAAGACCUGCACUCAGCUCUGACAGAUUUGUGCUCCUAACGUCAGGGCUUGGUCUCGGGAGUCAUAACGCUGACAGCAUGCUGGGACUGCAGUUACUGGUUGACAUGGUAACCGGUCAGCUUGGUGGUUUGGGUGAACAGAGUGGAGCAGCAACAAUUUCAAGGGUUCUGCUGGCUGGAAACCUCCUGAGCCAGAACACCCAGGACAAGGACGCAUCAACGAAGGCCAAGUAUCUCACAAAGAAGACUCAAGCUGGCAGUGUGGAGGCCAUUCGUUUGCUUGAUGAGCUGCUGCUUCAGCUGGUGGCUUCAGUUCCAGUAGACGUAAUGCCAGGGCAGUAUGACCCCACCAACUACACCCUCCCACAACAGCCUCUCCACAGAUGCAUGUUCCCCCUGUCCUCUGUAUACCCAACACUCCAGCUGGCCUCUAAUCCAUAUGAGGCUAACAUUGAUGGAGUCCGGUUUUUGGGGACGUCAGGGCAAAAUGUCUGUGACAUUCAGAGGUACAGCAGCAUGGACAGUCACCUGGAAAUAUUGGAGGAAACGCUUCGACUCCGACACCUGGCCCCCACAGCACCCGACACACUAGGUUGCUUCCCAUUUUAUCAAAAAGAUCCUUUCAUCUUGGACGAAUGUCCCCAUGUUUACUUCAGCGGCAAUGCCCCUGCUUUUCAGUCCAAGCUCAUUAAAGGUUCUGAUGGUCAGGAGGUCCUUUUGGUCACAAUACCAGACUUCAGCAGCACUCAAACGGCGUGCCUGGUCAAUUUACGCACUCUUCAAUGCGAGCCAAUCAGCUUCACGGCCUUCUCUACUGACGAAGACGAGGAGAGCGAGAUGAAUGUCAGUCACUAACAUCUAGACUGUUUUCAAUAACCACAGGUUGAUCAAGUUAUUGUCCAGAAAUGCAAUUUUACCAACACUGAUUCCCACCAGUAUAAUAAAAACCAAACAAGGUUAAAACAGAUUUUUUAUCAAUCCUACUCAUGUUUCUUUUAAGAUAACUUGUAAGUGUAAAAAUACUGAUGCCCAAGUAGUAGAAAUCAGGUACAAAAGAAAAUAAAACUGACUCUUGUAUUAAUAGACUUUAUUUGUGCCGCUUCUGUGCCCGAGGAAACAUUUUCUCCUCUGACUCUGUUACCAAACAUGACCUGCUUUUUAUACACGUAGCCACUGAUUGUACUGUAAAAAUAUUUCUGCCACAGAUGAAGACAGUGUAAAUAAUUCAACUACCGGUAUGUUUUUAAAAAAAAAAUGUAUGUUCACAAUAAACAUGUUUUCAUGAAACCAUUGGUAUUGACAAAAACAAAAGACUAAGUGACA